UGCACUGCGAUUUCCGUAAACGGAAGUUUCCAAUCCGACGCGUGGGCCCAUGCUGUAAUGAUUGUUUAUAUUGUUCAUUUAUUUCUAAAUCGAACAUAAGUGUAUCUUGAUAUUUUCUUCUCACAUUAAAAUGAAAGUAAAAGUGCUCUCGAGGAACCCGGACGACUACGUCCGGGAGACCAAACACGAUAUUCAGCGCGUCCCUAGAAACUAUGACCCAACACUUCAUCCAUUUGAGGUGUGCAGAGAAUACAGUCGGGCCCUUAAUGCCACCAAACUGGAUAGGGUGUUUGCAAAGCCUUUCCUGUCCUCAUUGGAUGGACACAGAGAUGGUGUGAACUGCAUGGCCAAGCACACCAAGAGCCUCUCCACAGUGUUGUCUGGGUCUUGUGAUGGGGAGGUUAAACUGUGGAAUCUUACCAAACGUGUAUGCCUCCGCACGUUCCAAGCCCAUGAAGGAUUUGUCCGUGGAAUGGCUGUUCGCUAUUGUGGAACAUCCGUCUUCACGGUUGGUGAUGACAAAACAAUCAAACAAUGGAAAAUGGAGGCCCCGGGUUAUGGUGAGGAAGUGGAGCCACUUAGUACAAUUCUGGGCAAGACAGUCUUCACUGGGAUUGCUCCUCAUCAAAAAGAUGGUGUAUUUGCAACAUGUGGCCAGCAAGUGGACAUCUGGGAUGAGCAGAGGAGCACCCCUAUCCGUUCUUUCACCUGGGGUGUGGACAGCUUCAGCUCUGUCCAUUUUAACCCAGUGGAGACUGAACUUCUUGCAAGCUGCGCAUCUGACAGAAGCAUCAUACUAUAUGACAUGAGAGAAGCAGCUCCGCUUAAAAAGGUUAUCAUGACGAUGAGGAGCAACACGUUAUGCUGGAAUCCGAUGGAGGCCUAUUACUUCACAGCAUGUAAUGAAGACUAUAAUCUUUACACAUAUGACAUGAGACGCCUGGACAAGCCGAUCAUGGUACACUUCGAUCACGUGUCUGCAGUGCUCGACGUUGACUAUUCCCCCACCGGCAGAGAGUUUGUGUCUGCCAGUUUUGACAAGACCAUCCGCAUCUUCCCCAUGAAUGCUAGCCAUAGUAGGGAGGUCUACCAUACCAAACGCAUGCAACAUGUCAUCUGUGUAAAGUGGUCGGCCGAUAACCGUUAUAUUUUGAGCGGGUCAGAUGAAAUGAAUAUUCGUCUGUGGAAAGCGGCGGCGUCAGAGAAAUUGGGGGUGCUUACGCCCCGAGAGAAGGAGGCCACCAACUACCGCCUUAAGCUGAGAGAGAAGUUUAAGCACUUCCCACAGAUCAGACGCAUCGCUCAGCAUCGACAUCUCCCGAAGGGCGUCUACGACCAGUCUAAGCAGCUUAAGGAAAUGAAGGAAGCUCGCCGUAGAAAGGAGAAGAAUGUCCGCGCGCACAGCAAACCAGGAAGUGUGCCUGUGGUGUCUGAAAAAGAAAAACACGUCGUGACUGUGGUCAAAUAGAAAAUUAUUUGACAACAAUCUGGAGGUGCAUCACACAUACGGAAGGUGUGAUUAGACUUCUCUAUUUGGGAUUCUUGCAAGCACACUUUCGCUGAAUAUUUAUAAGUCAAAGCGUUCAUAUUCUGCCUGUCAAAUCGUAUUUCAUAAUUGACACUUCGUUUGUGACAGAUUCAAUUCUUCCUUAAAAGAAGUGACUCAACCCAAAGUGUUGCGUGCAAUUUGCCUGAAAAUGACUGUUCAUUAUUUACAAAUGUAUAAUGUUUAUCUGUCCAUGCCAAUGACAUGCAGUGACAGGCAGAGCGAUUAAUUACUCUGUAAGGUACAAUAAACCAGUUUUCCACUUGUUUUUAUUCAUA
Syngnathus typhle (broad-nosed pipefish) is the source of this 1824-nucleotide messenger RNA. It is a transcript of the gene dcaf13, whose product is annotated as ddb1 and cul4 associated factor 13. The transcript is spliced from 11 exons. The record is from RefSeq and is a predicted model, not a curated record. Gene Ontology annotation, biological process: maturation of SSU-rRNA from tricistronic rRNA transcript (SSU-rRNA, 5.8S rRNA, LSU-rRNA). The coding region runs from base 131 to 1468 and encodes 445 amino acids. NCBI's taxonomy places the organism in Eukaryota, Metazoa, Chordata, Actinopteri, Syngnathiformes, Syngnathidae. Gene Ontology annotation, molecular function: protein binding. Gene Ontology annotation, cellular component: nucleolus; small-subunit processome.